AUGUCAUUCUUCAACGCUUUUCCUCCAAGCCCGCUCAGUCGCUCGGCGCUGGCCUCCGAGAGGGACGCAGUCGAAGCGGAAACAACAUCCGCGACUCGGACAACUCCUUCCAAACCCUAUGGACACGUUGCAGCAACAUCGUUUGCCUCGCAUGCUCCACCAAGUCGACUAGACGCCGGCAUAAGCGCAGAAGGCAACUCCGCUGCUAGUCCAUAUCAGGCUGCAGCCUCUGCUGCUCCGUCCUCGCGUCACGUCAGCGGUCCGGCUCGCUUGAUGCGCAGUCCAUUCACACCAUCCUGGUCCCUCUCGUCAAACUCCGCUUUCAACCAUGACACCGCCUUCUCUCCGCCCAGGCCCUCGUCGAGCUUCACCAGAUCCGUCAACACUCGACGUCGCUCUUCCGGUUUCAGCAGCUCAGCUGCGAGUCCGACCCCCAAUUUUGGCAGCCUCGUUGGCUCCUUCCAGGAAUCGCUUCUUUGUGGGCGCAUGUCGAUGCCCGCUUCCAAGCCUGUCAUCUUCGACGCCGAGAUCGGCGUGCUCGGUGUGGGCAGGUGCAAGCCCUCGCUCCGGUGUCCGCCGCACGUCCACAUUCAGUUCCCAGCACAUUUCUACGACUUUCAUGCCAUGGACGCCUCGGCCUCUGCGUCCCGUGUGGGCUCCACCGCUGCUCUUGGCAGCCCUUAUGUCGGAACCAUCGACCUAGACGCGCACUACCACGCUACGCUCCUCGCCGCGACUCUCGCUACCGGGCCGAGCGACUUGCCUUCCUUCCCCGGAUACGCCGUCCCACCUAAGGGUCAGGUCCAGCUCGUCGUAAAGUAUCCCGAGCUGAAUGCUGUCAAGCUCUUUCUCGUUCCUUACGAUCUCACCGAUAUGCAGCCUGGCACCAAGACCUUCAUCCGUCAAAAAACCAUGUCUCGUUCGAGUGCCGAUCCGAAUGACGACGACCACCAGCAUGGCCAUCGCGCUUCCCCAAACAAUGUCCGAGUGGUCACCAGAGAGUCUCUGAGGUUCGCCAUUCAUCUCCAAUUCUGCUGUCCACCUGUCAAGGCGCUGCACGACGAUCGUCAGGCCGGCUUCGAUGGGUCCGAUUCACGUCGUUUCCGGCAACGCGCCGAUCACGGUCAGAAGAGCAGCACCAAAGCGGCCAGAUCCCCCAAGAUCUUUCUGCACAAGACCAUUCGACUCGUGUUUGGUGCUCGUGCGCUCGACUCGGGCGAAAAGCUCGUGGACCAGGUCGAGACGCCCGGUCAAGGAGCUCAGCGCUUUGCCAGCUACAACGGGCCAGACGAAGAAUGGUAUCAGCUUCAUCACCAAGUCGAGGCGGCCCAGGCUUGCUCUGCAGAGAGUUUCAAGUCGUCUUUGCACGCAAACGCCUCGUUCAACUCGCUCGAGAACGGAUGGAACGGUGUGCAACGUGUUCGAACCGGAUGUGGGGUCGCCAUUCAGAAUGCGGAAGGCCAUGAACCUCGGCCCCGUUCCGACGAUGCUGAAGAGCGCGACCGCGUUCCGCCGCUCAAUUCGGAUCCCAAUGGCGAGAGGUGGCAGCCCAGCAGCUCGUUUGCGAAACAGUCUGCCAUCGCUCGACCUCCGGUCGGUGACGCGAUGCUACCGUCCACGGCCGCCUGGACUUAUAGUAGCCAAGGCAGCAGUGUCGAGACCUUGGCCGGCCGUUGGCCUCGACCUGCACAUCUUGACGAUCAAGACGUCCAUCAACUGGCACGCUCGUUGGCGAACACUUGCCUCACCGAAGCAUUCAAGUCGCAUCAGGACGACGUGACACCAGAAGAAGAGCCGGCAACGCACGCGGUCGAGCCUGCAGCAUCCACCGCCCAAAGCGGUCGCCCUGCAUUGCCUCCCUCGAUGCGUCCUUCACGCAUUCGCUCGGCAUCGUCCGCUAGUUUGUCAGAGGCUUGUGUGCAGAGCGUGUCUGCGCUGGGUCGCUUGCAAGAAGCCGCAGCAGCUGUCUCUGCCGACUCGUCGUCCUUUUCGCCGAGAGCAACCAGUGACCGACCGAGCCUGAUUAGGAAACUCUCGGAGCAAUUUGCGCGAAGCCACACGCCUUCUCCAACAGCAAGUCCAAGUUUGAAAGCUACCUUGCGGCACGCCGACGACGAGGCUGCCCCAGUGACCGUAGAUGAUAUCGAUGGCACAGGAGACGGGGCGAGUGGUUUCGCGGUCAAAGCUCCUUGGCAGCCUUCGACUAGCUCGAUACGGUGA
Messenger RNA from Sporisorium graminicola, 2220 nucleotides. RefSeq lists its product as uncharacterized. Lineage: Eukaryota; Fungi; Basidiomycota; Ustilaginomycetes; Ustilaginales; Ustilaginaceae. The record is from RefSeq and is a predicted model, not a curated record. The transcript has a single exon. Bases 1 to 2220 code for a protein of 739 amino acids.